AUGUCGAGAGUGCUCGGGCUGGGUUGCGUUUUGCGCCGGCACGCCGGCCGCUGCCUGGCCUUUCGGGAAGUCUUCUCCAGCCGCUGCUUCUCGAGUUCAGCUGGAACUUCUCUCCGUGCAGCGGAGAUUGCGGCUUCGGAUGAGUUCGGACUCACAGCGGCUGCAUGCUCGCUGAUUCGAGAACGAGAUGCGCAUGGCGCAGCAGACUUCAGCAUCUGGCAGGCCAUAUCGGACCGGGCAGCGGACCUGGUAGACACAGCUUCGCCGAAGCAUUUGGUUUGGCUCCUCGCCGCAUUCAGCGAUGCAGACUUCCACCCCGAUGAACGGAAGCGGCUGCACUUUCUUCGCGCCUUCCGUGCCCGACUGGCGGAAUCAGAUGACUGGCUCCACCGCUUCAGCAACGACGAGCUUUGCGUCACGUGGCGCGCCUUCGACCGCCUUCAACUGCUCAAUAAGAAGGCGUUGCUUCAGUUCCAUCGCGUUGCCACGGAGCCCCUGGAGGGGGCCCGGUGCCAUGGCGCCAAGCAGACGGAGCUCCCUCCUCGCUACAGCACCUUCUCUCUUUGGAAUUCCGUGCUCGAAGCAGAAGCACUUCGAGAUGCCAAGCGUUAUCCGGCCUCCUCCGAAAUCGCCAAGUCGCUGGCUCGACAGCUGCUGGUGGACCACGAGGAGCCGCUUCGAGAGCUUGGGCUGUCCUUGGACGCGAUCCAUGCAGUUGCGGACAUGGCCGAGCUAUCCUCCCGCCAGAAGCAUCGCAUCACGGCGCAGCUGCGCGAGCUCCUUCCCAACUUGUCUGCACAGGCAGCACUCGUCGAUCUUCCACGCGCCUGCGCGCGUGCCUGCAUCACGGACGAGGACUUCUUUCCAGAGUUUGCCGACUGCUUGGCUCGCUUUUGGCCGAUGGCAGACAGCAGACAGCUGAUAGCCUGUUGGCGCUCGUUGAUGCAAUGGCGUGUGGGGCCACCAGGCCUCGACCGCUGCGCAGCCGCCGCCUUCUGCGAUUCUCAUUGCAGCGCCUGGAGCCUCCCUGGCCUCUCUCCCGGCGCCGCGGUGCGCCAGCUCAGGGCCUUGGGUCGCCUCGGGGCCUCGAACCUCCCGGCCGAGGAGGCCCGAGAGGAGGCCGAAGUGGCCUUGCUUGUCGCACUUCGUGCGACGCUGCUCGCCUUGCUAGCUCCCUCUGCAGAGCAUUCGCUUGAAAGCAGAGAUCUACUCUUGGCCAUGAACGCGCUUGGGCAGAUUGCUCGUGGAUGGGAUUGGCUUGGGAAGGAGGUCCCGACGGAUGCAGAUGGAGCUGAAGUGCCCACGCCGCUUCCGCAGCUUUUGUGGGAGAGUGUGGAGUCUCUCUCCGGUUUGGCAGCUCUACAGCUGCAGCUCUACGAGGUGCAGCUGCGAGCCGGGUUCAUCCAGGGUGAUGCCUACUCCACACGUGACCUGGCGCUUUUGCUGCUGGCGCAAGGCCGUGUUGCUCGGCGCUUGCGUGGAGUGGCGCCCAUCCUGCCACCCCUGAGCUUGCAGCUCUGCAGCCGUCUCGAGCAAGCAGCCACGGAGUGGCGCAGCCGACAUUCCUCGCUCGAUGCAGACGGCAUCUCGCGGGCGUCGUCGGAAGGCUCUUUGGCGCUGGCUGCUGCGUCCAUGAUGCUGAUGCACUGCAAGAGCAUGAGCGAGAGCUCAGAUGCGCAGGGCGCCUGGCGACAGGCUGCCUCGGCAGCCCUUCGGGUGGUGAGAGAGACAGUGGGUGCCGCAACCGAUGCAAAGCUGCAGCUCGACGACAAUCUUUUCAAAGCACUAGCAGCCAACGCCGUCAUUGGCGAGCUUCUCUUCCGAGCUGCAGAUGAGUCUCCACUGGUUGCUGAACUGCUGGCCACCGUUGACACGCUAGCUGCGUACCUUCAAAGUCAGGAGUUCGUGAAGCAGCGAGCGCAUUUGGGCGCUUGGCAUUUGGACAGCUGCCUUCACCUGCUUGCCGUGCAGGAUGCGCUGUCGCUCAACCACGGCGGAAGACUGUCCGUGGACUUGGGGAGAUUCGAGGAGGCCGUGCUCGAGGAAGCCACGAGACAGCUUCCGCGGCGAAAGUCGAUCUCCUUCUGGCUGAGGUUCCUUGAGCUCCCUGCGGGGCCUCGCGGCUUUCGGGCGCGGCUUUUGGCGGAGCUCCAGGAGGAAGCCGGCAAGGAGGAGAGCAAGAUCACUGGAGGAGUUGCAGCGGCCGUGAAGCAGUGCGCCGCCGAGACCAUUCAAGACCCGGAGCAGACGAAGGACUCGAUUGAUUGCCGGUUCUGCCACAAGGAGGUACUGGCAGCUCACAAGGACUUCCCCAUCGCCGAGUCUGUUGGCGGCAGCAAGGUGAUGACAGGGGCCGACGACAUCAGAGUGGUGCCCGCGGAAUUCGAUAGCUGUGCCGAUGUGGCUUUCAGCUUCACCAACUUGCUGGUGGAGGACACACCUCCCGGGAUUUCUAUCCACGACAUCACGCCCCAGGUGCGUGCCUGCGUAGCGAAGCACUUCGCCAACAGGAGGUCCCAUCAGCGGGAUGGUGUCGUGAACCUCAUCUCGCGGCAUACGACCACAGCAGUGACCAUCAACGAAGACGAAGCCCUCCUGCGCAAGGACAUUGCGAACUUCUUGAUGCGAAUGGCACCACCAGAUGCGGAGUACCAGCACAAUCACCUCGAACUGCGUCCGGCAUCUGACAAGGACCGUGCAGCGAUCGACCGCAACUGGAUGUCACAGGGCAAGGGCACCUUGGAGGAGUUCAUGGCGCAGGAGCCAAAGAACGCUCACUCGCACCUGCUGGCGAUCACCAUCGGCCAGUCAGAAACAAUCCCAGUCGCAGGCAAGGACCGGGGAUUUGAGUGGGCCAAGAUGGAUGCCACGCAAGCAUUCUUUACCAACCUAGCUAUCGGAGUGGUGGUUCCGGGCCUCUUGCUGCGCGGGGCUCAGUGCCCGGCUGCUUCCCUCGACCUCGUUGGCACCAUCUGGGAGUACCUUGCCCAGAUGACAUUUCAAAGCCAGGAGGAUUUCGAGGCGAAUGUGGAUGACAUCCCUCCUCCGGAGUAUGUGCAGCAGCGUGCAGCAGAAGCGCGGGCAGGGCAUGAUUUCCACGCUCUGGCGUCAGCAGCGGACGCCUCUGCACGUUUCCGCAGGACGACACACAAGUUCAAGUUUGGUGCUUGCGUUCGCCACCUGGGUGGAGUCUUCGCCCUCACCUCCUGGCGACAGGUCGCAUGA
Molecule: messenger RNA, 3225 nt
Organism: Symbiodinium sp. CCMP2592
Lineage: Eukaryota; Dinophyceae; Suessiales; Symbiodiniaceae
Source: the annotation of a GenBank genome assembly